Molecule: messenger RNA, 435 nt
Organism: Cercopithifilaria johnstoni
Lineage: Eukaryota; Metazoa; Nematoda; Chromadorea; Rhabditida; Onchocercidae
Source: the annotation of a GenBank genome assembly
AUGUCACUCAACAAAAAUUAUCCAAUCGGGAAUCAUGAAAAAAUACCUAUUCAAUCAGGUGGAUUAGUGAGGAAAGUCGAAGAUGAUAGCGAUUCCUCUAUGCUACUCAGGGAAGAUAUUACAAAACGGUCAGUGGAUUUAGCAUCUGCCGGAAGGCUUGCUGAAGGCGACGAUGAUGACGACGAUGAGUGUGAUGAUGAUGACGAUGGCGGUGAUGAUGAUGAUGAUGACCAUAAAGAUGAUGAUGAUGACCAUAAAGAUGAUGAUGAUGAUGAUGAUGACCAUAAAGAUGAUGAUGAUGAUGAUGAUGAUCAUAAAGAUGAUGAUGAUGAUGGUGAUGAUGAUGAUGAUGAUUAUUAUGGUGAUGAUGAUGAUGAUGAUAAUGAUGCUGAUGAUGAUGGGGAUGAUUAUUACAAGGAUGACAAUGAUGACUGA